Aphidius gifuensis is the source of this 2888-nucleotide messenger RNA. RefSeq lists its product as uncharacterized. NCBI's taxonomy places the organism in Eukaryota, Metazoa, Arthropoda, Insecta, Hymenoptera, Braconidae. The record is from RefSeq and is a predicted model, not a curated record. The coding region runs from base 879 to 1511 and encodes 210 amino acids. The transcript is spliced from 4 exons.
UUGGGUUUAAAAGGACAAGGGUUAAUUCAUUCAUGCUCGUGUCUCAUAGACUUUUACAAAUUUUUUUUUUAUUUUUUUUUGCAUUUUAAUUGAAAAAAUUCAGUGAUCUGAAUUUAAUUGAUAAUUACGUCAUGGGGUGAGAUGACCGAUUGAGGGAUUUUUUUAUAUGUUGAUUAAGAGGUAUGAAGAGGGUAUUUAAAACCAUGACGCAAAUUGCGGAGGGAGUUGUUGGGUUGUUGUAUUCUGAAUAUACCCAUAGAGUUAGUUUGUAGCCAAGCAACGGCGCAAUGACCACAGUUGAGAACGAAACACUGACUGUUACGGACGGUCUUGACCUUCCUUGAAUUAAAGGAGCUUUUUUUUUUUUUUUAUCCACCUUCCAAAAGUAUAGUAAUUAAAUUUUUUAAAAAUAAUAUUCAAAUAAAAAUAGAGACAUAUUUUAAUAAUUAAAAGAAUAUUGUUUUUUUAUAAAAUUAUUAAAACACCUGUGAUUGUAUUGAGUUAGUGAUUUGUGUCGGUGUGGGUUUUUUUUUGGUGAAAAAAUAUUUUAAAUAUUUUAAAUAAUUGGUGAAAUAUAAUAGUGUAAAUUUAAAUUGAAGAAAAAAAUUAUUUGCUUGAUAUUUAAUAGGAUAAAUAAUAGUGGUGAAAUUAAAUUGUGUGGAAAUUAAAUUUUUUUAAUCAAAAAAAAAAUCAGGAUGAUCUAGAAUCAAAGCAAACGUGAUGUUGGAUUUGAAAAAUUUUUUUCAAUUCGACGAAGAUAUAAGCUGAGCAAAUCCCAGUAACCCAUCAUAAUUUUUGUGAUUUAUUCUUCACUCAACAAUCAUCUAUCUAUUACAAGAAGAAAGUAAUUAAACAAUAUAAUUAUUUUUAAAAAAUCUAUGAUAAUGUCUAUGAGGAGAAUCGCCGUUUUGGCAGCAGUACAUUCAUCCCAACUGAAUAAUACACCUGGUUACAAUUCGACAAGUAAUAAUCAUGGAAAAACCAACAGAUACGAUAACGAAAUGCAUGAAAAUGUCAACGUGCUUCUUGGAGGUGCAAUGAUGAGUGGACUUAUAUUUAUGAUUGUAUUUAUUUGUUAUUGUUGUCAUCGUAAUGUUAAUAAACAACGACCACAUGAGUAUACAAAUUACUGGAGACCAGAACCAGAAAUUCAAAAUUUAGAAAUAUUUACAAUGGAUUCACAUGCAAUGGGAAGAUUUUUGGGUGCACCACAAUGUUGGGAACAAAAUGGUCCAGAUGAUUUACCAACAACAAUGUCAUUACCAUGUAUUGUCAACACUGGACCACCACCAUCAUAUGAAAGUUUAAUAUUUAAUAGUAAUAAAAAUAUGAAAAAAUUAAUUGAUAGAAAAGAAUCAUCAUCAGGUAAUGAUAGUACAGUAUGUACACUAUCAACAGUUGAUGACAAUGAAAAUUGUUGUCAACAAUUAAAUAAUUUAAAAAAAGAAGACGAUGAAGAACUUCCUUCUUAUGAAACAGCACUUAAACUUGAGGCAAAUGGUUACGUUUAAAAAUAUUAUUUGAUCAAUUUUUAUUACGUAAUUAUUUAAUUUUCGAAGAAUUGAUUUCGAUUAUUAUUUAUUUAUUUUUGUCGAAAUGUUGAUAGAAAAUAUUCGUAAUAUUUAAUUGAUCAAGUGCCUCGAAUUAAAAAUUAUAAUUUUCUUUUUUUUUUAAUAAUAAAACCAAAGUUGCCUGAAGAGUUUUUAAACUCUACAAAAAAAAAAACAUACCACAACCAAAAAUAUAUCAUAGUAAAUAUAAUAAAAAUAAAAAAAUAGUUGAAUUUUAUUUUUUACGUAUUUUAGAUUGUAAGAUUUUGUACAUAGUAAAAAAGAAAAUAAUUAUUUAAAUAAUUUAAUAUUUUUAAUCUUAGAUUGAAUAAUUAUGUUGUAUAGAAAAAUUGAAAGAAAAAAAAAAUUUAUUUGUAUUAUUAGGUUAUUUAAAUAAUGUCGUUUAUCAAGUAUGUCAACCUGUCGACAGGUUAAUUGUUAUAAAAAAAAAAAAUAAUAAGAAUUAAUCAAUUGUAAUUUUGUUUUGUGUUUAUAAUUUUUAAAAAUGUCAGGUAAAUUUUCAUUGAAAUUGAUAUAUUGUAUUUGAGUGAUUUUAAAAUUGAAUUUUGUUAUCAGUAAAUUUAUUUUUGGUUUCAUUGAAAGACAAGUGUGUGGAUUAUUCGAAAUUAAUUUUUUUCUUUGUUGAUUUUAUUUCAAUUAAUCUUAUCACAAAAUAAAUAAUAUUUCAAGUGUACAAACAAUGAUAAUGUAUUUUUGAUUUUUAAAUUUAAAAAACAUAUGUGUGUGUUUAUAUUAUUAUUAUUUUUUGUGAAAAAUAUGAGUGAUGAAUAAAAACAGAUAUUUAAUUGAAUGAAUAAAUUAUAGAUUGUUUGUUUAUUUAUUUAUUAUUUUGUGUUAUUUUUUAAUUUAUUUUUAGGCUUUAAUUUAAUUUAAAAAAACAAUUGUUUAUUUGAUAUUUAAUAGAAUAAAUAUUCACUUUCUAAAAGUAUAUUAAUUAAGUUUUUUAAAAAUAAUAUUCAAAAAAAAAUAGAGACAUAUUUUAAUAAUUAAAAGAAUAUUGUGUUUUUAUAAAAUUAUUAAAACACCUGUGACUGUAUUGAGUUAGUGAUUUGUGUCGGUGUGGGUUUUUUUUUGUGAAAAAAUAUUUUAAAUAUUUUAAAUAAUUGGUGAAAUAUAAUAGUGUAAAUUUAAAUUGAAGAAAAAAAUUAUUUGCUUGAUAUUUAAUAGGAUAAAUAAUAGUGGUGAAAUUAAAUUGUGUGGAAAUUAAAUUUUUUUAAUCAAAAAAAAAAAUCAGGAUGAUCUAGAAUCAAAGCAAACGUGAUGUUGGAUUUGAAAAAUUGUAAGAAAUUUUUAAUUAAAUAAUAACUAUUAAUUUAU